Molecule: messenger RNA, 7498 nt
Organism: Amphiprion ocellaris (clown anemonefish)
Lineage: Eukaryota; Metazoa; Chordata; Actinopteri; Pomacentridae
Gene: nbas
Product: NBAS subunit of NRZ tethering complex
Exons: 51
Coding region: 51-6821 (2256 amino acids)
Biological process (GO): retrograde vesicle-mediated transport, Golgi to endoplasmic reticulum
Cellular component (GO): endoplasmic reticulum membrane; Dsl1/NZR complex
Molecular function (GO): SNARE binding
Source: RefSeq, a predicted model, not a curated record
UGACACAUUUUGUCCCUCGCCGGACUCCGUCUGCUUCUGUUUGAGUAAACAUGGCGGAAGAAAGUCUGGUCGAAGGUGAAGAUGAAAAUAUUUUGUACGAUUUAUUGGUUAUUACGGAAUGGCCUCCCGAAACGGACACUCAGCUGCGAGGCAACAAGGAGCACGACACCUCUCUGAUUGCAAAAGCUGUGACAGGGCCGUUCCGCUUGAUCCUCCAUUAUUUGUGGUACAGCCCAUCCAGCUCCUCUCUGCCUUUCGGUCUCAUCCGUCUGUCCAACAAACAGAUCAACUGGCAGCUGGUGCUCGCAAGUAAUGGCAAACUGCUGGCAGUGGUUCAGGACCAGUGUGUGGAAAUCAGGUCUGUGAGGGACGACUUUGGAUCCGUUAUUGGGAAAUGUCAGGUUCCGAAGGAUCCCAGCCCUCAGUGGCGGCGGGUGGCCUGGAGCUACGACUGCACCCUGCUGGCCUACGCCGACAGCACCGGCACCGUCCGACUCUUCGACCUCAUGGGCAGCGAACUCUUCGUCAUCCCGCCGGUGGUGAGUUUUCCGGGGGAUUUCAGCUGUGCGGUGGCCGGUUUAAUCUUCCUGGAGUACACGGCGAGCGCUCAGUGGUCAGCAGAGCUCCUCGUUAUCACGUACGGAGGCGGACUGAAGAGCUAUUUAGUCAGUGUGGGAACCAACCAGAACUUCCAGGAGAACCACACCUUCAGCUUUUCAUCCCACUACUCCGGCGGCAUCACGUCAGCGAUCUACCACCCCGGUCACCGUCUGUUGCUGGUGGGGGGCUGUGAAUCAGGCGAUGACGGUCCAUCCAAGGCCUCCUGCUGCGGCAUCACGGCCUGGAGGGCUCUAUCGGCUUCUCCUCACUACAAACAGGUCAGCAGCUACGAGGACGACGUCGGCACGAAGCAGAAGAGAGGUUUCUUCAGGAUGCCCAGCUUCAGGCUGUUCUCCAGACCAGGAGAUGAGAUUCCUCCUCCUUCUCCUCCUUCUCCUCCUCCUCGGUCUUCCCUGCAGCCAGGAUUUGAGGAGAUCAACCCGGAGUGGAAGACGUCGCUGGAGAGGAGGAAGAAAAUAAAAGAUAAGGAGCAGUACUACCCCCUGGUGGACGUCAGCUGGUGGAGCGACGUGGUUCUGAUUCUGGCUCGCUGCUCCGGAUCCGUCACCGUCUCCUCGGUCCGGACGCUCAGGAACCUCCUGGGGAAAUCCUGCGAGUGGUUCGAGCCGUCGCCUCGACUCACCGCCGCUCACGACGGCGGCUUCCUCAGCCUGGAGUGCGAGGUGAAGCUGGCCCAGAAACGAGGACGUCUGGAGAGCAGCCUCAGCGGCGAGGACGAGGACGAUGGAGGAGACUCGGACUCGGACGAGGAGGCGUCGGCUAAAGCCAGAUACUUCGGAUACAUCAAGCAGGGCCUCUACUACGUCACUGAGAUGGAGAGGUUCGCUCCUCCACGGAAAAGACCUCGAACCGUCUCCAAGAACUACCGGCUGGUCAGCCUGAGGUCCACCACCCCAGAGGAGCUCUACCAGAGGAAGAUCGAUAACGAGGAGUACGGUGAGGCUCUGUCUCUGGCUCAGGCCUACAACCUGGACUCGGACCUGGUCUACCAGAGGCAGUGGAGGAAGAGCACCGUCAGCAUCGCCUCCAUCCAGGACUAUCUGAGCAAGAUCCGGAAGCGCUCCUGGGUUCUGCACGAGUGCGUGGAACGAGUCCCGGAGAACGUGGACGCCGCCAAAGAGCUGCUGCAGUACGGCCUGAAGGGAACCGACCUGGAGGCGCUGAUCGCCAUCGGAAACCGGGAGGACGGAGGGAGGUUCAUCCUUCCAGGGGAUGUGGACCUCGAUGACCUUCCCUAUGAGGACCUGCUGUCUGACGAUGAGGAGCUGGAGAUGAAGAAGGAGAAGGAGAAGAAGAAGAGGCAGGAGCUGCUGGAUAAGAUCGACUUCAGCAGGUUGACUCUGGAGCAGAAGGAGUUGUGUCGCAGUCGGCUGAAGCUGCUGUCGUUUCUGGACCGACUGGCCACGUACGAGGAGAUCCUCGGCGGUCCUCACGCUGCGGAGCAGAAAUACGACGCCGAGUUCUUCAAGAAGUUCCGCAGUCAGAAUAUCGUUCUGUCAGCAAGAAACUACGCCAGGGAGAGCAACGUUCAGGCUCUGGACAUUCUGUUCACGUAUCACGGAGCAGAACUCCUCCAGCAUCGACUCGCCAUCCUUUACAACUUCCCAGAAACCACCUCUCCACAUGAGUACACCAUGCUGCUGCCUGAAGCCUGCCUGGAUGAGCAAGGCGAGCUGGCGUUGAUUCCGUGGGACGAGCAGCGACACCGAGAGCUGGACUGGUGUGAAGCCGAGGACUGCAGAGCGGUGCUGGAGCAGAACUUGUUUGACGACGACAGUUUCCUGUACGAAGAAGCUCCGGAGCUGCUGAGGUUCAGAACGUCUUCGCCCUCCAUUGAGCUGCUGACCGACUGGUACCAGAGCCGAGCCCAGGACAUCGACUCCUGCUCCAGACAGGUGGACUGUGCUUUGUCUCUGGUCCGUCUGGGUAAAGAGCGCGACAUCCCCGACCUGGAGCUGUUGUGUGACGACCUGGUCACCAUGGAAACGCUGGUGUACGAGACGUCGUGCGAGCUGAGCCUGACGCUGAAAGACCUGCAGCAGCUCAGCGACAUCGACAAGCUCCAGCUGCUCAUGAAGAACUCCAGCCCUGAGCGCUUCGUGAAGGACUGUUUCCAGUGGAUGGUUCCCUUCCUGCACCGCUGUGAGCAUCAGAAAGAGGGCGCCGCCGAGUCUCUGCUGGGAGAAUACCUGGUGGGCUCGGCCCGGACAGACCUGACGCUGCCCCUCAUCAUCUUUCAGCACUCCAAACCCGACUGCCAGCAGAAGAUCAUGGGAGACCCCGACCAGCUGAUGUCUGCGGCUCUGGACUGCAUCUACAGCUGCCAACGAGACGACCAGCUCAGCCUCUGCUACGACGUGCUGGAGUGUCUGCCGCAGAGAGGAUAUGGACCAGAAACCGACGUCACGGCUUCCCUCCACGAUCAGGUGGACAAACUGGAGAAACAUCUCAGUGUGUCUGAGGUUCUGGAGAAGCACGGCCUCCAGAAGCCCAUCUCCUACGUUCAGACCAGUCAGACCAGUGAAGAAGAAGCUCAUCAGCUGAUGGUCAAACUGUGUCGACACACCGGACGGAAAAACCCUCCAGUGAGUGAGUCGGUGUGGAGAGGACUUCUCCAGGAUCUACUGGACAUGCAGCAGAACGUCUACAGCUGUCUGAAGCCAGAGACCUGCCACCAGGUCUUCGUCCAGUCCCUGCUCUGCUCCAGCCGCCUGGAGAACGUCCGACUGGCCGGUCAGCUGAUGCACUGCUCCAAGGUGAGUCAGGACGUCCCGGUGAGUCUGUCUUUCCGAGGUAAAGGUUACGCCCUGAAGGUUUCCUACGACAGCAGCGUGGAGUUGGUUCUAGAUGCUGCCAGAGAAUAUUUCAACUCGUCCACGGCUCUGACGGACUCCUGCAUGGACCUGGCCAGAACUUGUCUCCAGCUGAUCACCGACUGUCCUCCGGCCAUCCAGGAGGAACUGGACCUGAUCAGCGCUCUCAGUCAGCUUCAUGACUUCAGCGUCAACAUCCUGCCGCUGCAAGUUCGUCUGCGGUCUGACCGACUGUCUCUGAUAGAAGAAUGUAUCUCCAGCUGCUCCUCGGCCUACAGACAGUCCACCACCCUGCUGGGGCUGGCAGCGCUACUACGAGUGGCAGGAGACGACGAGGUGACGAGGAGAGGACGAGUUCUGAUGCUGCUGGCUGAGCAGGCUCUGCAGAACCUGGACUUCAAGGCUUCCUACAUCCACUGUCAGGACCUGAUGGCUGCAGGUUACGGUCCAGCCUGGGACGUCUGCAGCCUGCUGGGUCAGUGUGACGGUUAUGGAGACCUGGAGGCUCGACAGCAGCUGUUGGCCUUUUCUCUGACCCACUGUCCUCCAGACAACAUCCACAGUCUGCUGGCAGCUUCCAGCGACCUGCAGACUCAGGUUUUGUACCAGACCGUGAACUACCAGAUGGGUCCUGUUGUUGCUGAAUCCAAUGAGAAGGACUCUCUGAAGGUUCCUGCUAGUGGUUCCUCUCGUGGUUCCUCUGUGGGAACUGCUGGAGAUCUGCUCCACAGAACCACAGCUAGAACCAUGCAGGUUCUGACCACCACCGGACUGACCACUAAAGCUGUCCUGAGCACCGUCAGCGACCAUCGAUGGUGGAAGGAAUCCUUGAUCUACCUCCGACCGCUGCAGGCCCGCAGCGACCGGGAGGCGACCAACAAGAACCUGGAGCUCCAAGGCUGCAGCCCCUUUUACCAGGAGCUCAUCGAGGAUCCCUUCGUGGAUGUGACUCAGGAUGUUUAUUCGUCCUACAGAGACGUUCCUCAGGAAAACUUCGCUGAGGUUUUGCUCCGGACGGGAAAACUAGCUGAAGCCAAAACUGAAGGAGAAACUCCGUUUCCUGCUACUGAAGUUCUGCUGCAGCUUGCCAACGACGCCUUUCCCCGAGACAUGAUGCUGGCGCUGUCCUACUUACUGGCCCUGCCUCAGGUUCUGGACGCUAACCGGUGCUUCGAGCAGCAGCGUUCGUCAGCCUUGUCUCUGCAGCUGGCCUCAUACUAUUACUCCCUGCAGAUCUACUCCCGCCUGCUGCCCUGCUUCAAGGACAAGAACCACACUCUGUACCAGGCCGACCCCAAGGAGCUGAUCAGAUUGGUCACUCAGCAUGUCUCCUCCAGCUCCGAUUGGCCGGAGGAGCUGCAGAAGCUGAUUGGUCAGCUGCAGGUCUACAACGAGCGUCUGACGGACUUCACCCAGGCUCAGGUCCUCCAAGGUCUGGGACGAGGAGUCGACGUCCACAGAUUCAGUUCCGACGGACAAUACAAGAAGGAGACCAUCCUGGGGCUGACAGAGACCCUGGAUGACGGCGUUUACCGGAUUGCCGUGUCUCUAGCGAAGCGUUACCACGUUCCUCUGUGGGAAGUUUACAUGACUCACCUGGAGUUCCUGUUUACAGACAGCGGUCUGUCCACUAAAGACAUAGAAACCAGGAGUGAGUCUCUGGGUCUGUUUGAGACGCUGAAGGUCGACCCUCAGUCCUUCUACAGCCACAUGACCAAAUAUGUCCUUCCUACGGUGGCAGGAAGUGACCUGAGCCGGCUGCUGUACUACUACUCCCUGCUGGACGCCGCCGGCUGCGAGCCGUUCAUCAGCGCCGCCGUCAAACCCGAAUCCCACAUCAAGCUGCUGAAGAAGCUGAAAGCCGUCGCCAGCGGUUUGGACUACAGGAAGUUGACCGACGAGACCUCUGACCCUCUCGCCACCCUGCAGCCGGUCCUGACCAGUCAAAACGUCCUGUCCAUCUCCAAGCUGGCCAAUCGGCUGCCUCGGCCCGGCGGGGGCGGAGCCACGCUUUCCUCUAGUUCGGUUCACGCCGUCUGGCUGCAGAAGCUCUUCUGGAAAGGAGACCCUCAGCUGCUGAAGAGACCGCCACAGAGUGACCACGACUUCCUGCACGCCUACGACACCUGUGCCAAAUACCUGGACAGGCUACUUCCUGUCGAUGCCAUCCACUUCCUGGACAGCAUCACCUUCUCACCUGAGGCCGCCGAGCAGCUGAGCGUCCAGACGAGGUCGGAGGUGAUAAAACGAGCCACCAAAGCCCUGAGGCAGCUGGCCGAGAAGAACCGGAGGAGGGAGGUGGACCAGGACGGUUCUGACCCGGCAGGGAUGACGUUCGACGAGGCUCUGACUCACCUGCAGCAGUCCCAGACUCACCUGGAGAGUCUGAGUCAUGACUUCAUCCAGUCGCUCAGAGACAGUCAGCAGGAGCAGCAUCGCCGCUACAGUCGUCUCUACGAUCUGUCCCGAUCCGACGGGCCCAAGGUUUGUCAGCUGGCUGUCACCAUGGCGACGGACGGCCAGCCCCUGGAUCUGAUUGGACGGCUGCUGUCAGCGGCCGUCGGACCUUCAGUCCUGUCGGUCAAAACUGUCCUUCAGGAAGCCGUGGAGAAAGUGGUGGCAGCUCUCAGAAAUAACCUUUGGUCCGUCGUCAUUGGCGACAUAAAGGCCAAACGUACAGAAACCAGAGACGUGGUGCAGAUCGAGGACGUGGAGAACGAAGACAAACGCUACGAUCUUUUCCAGGAGCUGCUGGAGGCGGCGAAGAAGUGGGAGGAGUUCCAGCUGCUGAUGCUCCUCCUACAGGCAUGGCCGCCGAUGAUGAAACAGGAAGUGGCGGCAUCGGACCAGAACCCCUGGGUGCUGCUGACCUCGGCCCUGCUGAUUCGCUGCCGGGACUCGGAGGUGGAUCUGGGUCAGCAGGUGGUUGCCAUGGUGAGGAGCCUCUACAGCACCAAGCACAAGCUACCUGCUCAGUGUGUCGGCCACAUCUCCUCCCUGCUGCUCCACAAUCAGCCGAUACUUCAACUUCCUGCCCUGAAGCUCAUGUCAGAGAGCGGCGAUGAGAAGCUGCUGGAGCUGACACUGGAUCAGAUCAACAACAUGAGUCCAGAUUCGGCGUCCCGAUGCGACGCCGAGCUGCUGUCGCUGCUGCUGGACGCCGGUCUGCUGGUGGGCUGCGUGUCGUCGCCGCUGUAUCCUCGGAUCAGCCUCCACCUGCUGCAGCAUCAGCAGGACGGCGGCUGGGACGUGGACGAGGCGGCGGCCCGGCUGGUGGAGGCCGGACAUCGGGCCGAGGCCGGAUCUCUGCUGCUGGCCCACCGAGGAACCCAACGAGGACAGAACACCUUCAACACGGCGCUGGCGGUGCUCAACAAGUGGCUGUGAAGAAGAAGCACCAACAGGAAAAUAAAACAGGAAGAGUUAGACUAAAGAUCUGAGGGAGGUAGAUCAACAGCAGGAGGAACUAUUUAACCCUCUGAACCCCAAAAAUCACCAAGAAUACAGCAUUUAUCACCUAGAAACUGUAGAAUCAGAAAGAAUCUUUGGACUUUUUACCUUUCUAAUGGUUCAUGAGCUCCUUAAAUGAACCAUCUGAGCUUAAAAUGGGGGAAAUUCAUCAAAUCUCAUUAAAAAUGCACCAAGAAUACAUUAAUUUGACCAUUUUUCUUUCAUAAAAACCACCAAAUAUCUCUAUUUAACAGCCAGAGUUGUCAAAUUUUUAAGUUUCUGACGUUCUUUUGGGGAAAUGAACCAAUUCUAGUCUUAAAAUUCAGAUUUCUAAAAAUCACUUAUUUCCACGUCUAAUUAAAAAAAAAUCACCCAAAAUACAUUGUUUACUCUGAAAAAAACAACAAAAAAACAAAUUUACAUCAUUUAUCAGAACACAUGUGGUUUUGUUGGGAAAAUUCACCAAAUCUGAGCCUAAAAUUGAAAAAUAUCAUCAGAAAACUACUUAAUUUCUUUGUGUCUAAUUCCAAAAUUUGUCAGAAAUAGAUGCUUUGCUUUCAGAUAUUCCUGCCCUGUUACUAUUAUUGGUUAGUUUUCUUUAAAAGAAACAAAAA